AUGCCUAAAGCCAAUCAAACCCCCUCUAAAGCCAAAUCAUCAACCAAGGCUAAAGCAAAACCCAAAAUCAUGAAGCCCAAAUCAAAGAAAAGUGCCAAGCCAUCAAGGGAACCCAUACCCAUACCCACACCUACUUAUUCUCCUUCGAUAUCCUCCACUAUAACCACAUCAUCAUCCCAUGUUCCUAUUGCUCCUAUCAUCCCCACCUCCAUUGUACCCUCUUCUCUAAAACCAACCACCCAUUCACUUGAGCUUACUGCGAAAAAUACAUCUAUGUCAACAACGGUCAAGGCCACCCCAAGAAAUUCUGUCAAGAAAGUACUUGAUGCUGUUACGCAGGUUCACACAAUAGACAAGGAAUCCGUGGUUCAGGGGGAAUCAGUGCCAGUCAUUACUGAUCAGGUACAACAUCCUCUUUCUAAAUUAGAUGUUUUAGUGUUUGUUAUAGAUACUGCACCCCUAGAUAAUCUCCCACCCAUGGGUGAGAAACCACAAGUGGAGAAAUUCACUAUAGAAAAAGGUGCAGGUGAUAUGGGGAAGGAGGUAGAUACUACUAUUGUAGAGCUUGUGGUUGAUGGGGAAGGAUGUGAACAAGUUAAUGAUUCUACAGAAGAAGAAAAUCAUAGUGAAGAAGAUGACAACUCUAAAAGUGAGGGUGAAGAUCAAGAAAAUGUAAGUGAGAGUGAAGGAAGUGAUGAAGAGAGUGAGGAAGAAGAUGGGAAUAUGAGAAAGGAAUCUCAAGAGACAAGGGCUCAAGAACCUUUGUCUCUUUUAACUCCUUUCACUGGAGAUAAAGAAGUUAGCAGUGAUGAAGAUGAUGUGCCACUAUCUGAGGUAGGGAGGAAACCCAGGAAGACCCUUGUGAAAGUUAUAAAAACUCCUAUUACAAGGAGUAAAAGAAAGGUUGUUGAUUCACAACUCAUUAAGGAGUCUAGAAGUGCAAAGAAGCCAAAGAAGAAGGUCUCAAUUGUGGAACCUAUUGUUUAUGUGGAUGGAGAAGAUGAGUAUGACUCUACUUUGCCAGCUAAGUCUUCUUCACCAAAGAGAAAGGGUGCCAAAGUUACAAAACCUACUACCCCUUCUACAAGGGCCAGUAGGGGUAAGACAAGAAAUAAUGUUCUAGCUGCAGUUGAUCGACUCAUAGAGUUCAGGAACCAAAAAUUGCUAAAUGGGAAGAUUCUUGCGAUUACUGAUGAGAAGGUGAUGGCUCAGCUGGUUAAAAAACUUGAGCUACAAGGAUGGAAGCAUAUAUUUGUCAAAGCUUUCCCCCCAGUAUGUGUUCCUGCUGUGGUGGAGUUAUAUGCAAAUUUCAACUUUGAUGGGAAGGUAGUCAAGAGUAAGGUGGGGGGCUUUGAAAUGGAGUUUGAUGCUGAGUAG
Messenger RNA from Nicotiana tabacum (common tobacco), 1377 nucleotides. Lineage: Eukaryota; Viridiplantae; Streptophyta; Magnoliopsida; Solanales; Solanaceae. The record is from RefSeq and is a predicted model, not a curated record.